Messenger RNA from Ochotona curzoniae (black-lipped pika), 3265 nucleotides. It is a transcript of the gene NLGN1, whose product is annotated as neuroligin 1. Lineage: Eukaryota; Metazoa; Chordata; Mammalia; Lagomorpha; Ochotonidae. The record is from RefSeq and is a predicted model, not a curated record. The transcript is spliced from 7 exons. Gene Ontology annotation, molecular function: neurexin family protein binding; signaling receptor activity. Gene Ontology annotation, cellular component: synapse; postsynaptic specialization membrane; cell surface. The coding region runs from base 321 to 2912 and encodes 863 amino acids. Gene Ontology annotation, biological process: postsynaptic membrane assembly; presynaptic membrane assembly; modulation of chemical synaptic transmission.
GAGAUAGACCUCCGGAUAAUUGGGUCUGAUUUAUAGAAGGGAAAUCUACAGUCAAUGGCCAUUUUUGUCACUCUGCUACUAUGGAAAAGAGAAUGGUCAAUAGAAAGUGGUGUAGUAAAUGGUGAUGAUUGAAGAUGUUGCUUCACCACCUUGGAAAAGAGUAGGAAAUACUCGCUGUGUAAACAUCUUGCUGAGCUCUUGUCAGCAAGCUCACGUUUGAGCAACUGGAGGCAUAUUUUGCAACUGUAAGGUCUUUCUCAAGUGGAUAUACAUACAUUUUCCUGCCUGAAACAAGAGAAGGAGGCAACUAAUGUGGGACCAUGGCACCUCCCAGAUGCACACGGCCAAGUUAUGUUUGGAGAGCAGUGAUGUCAUGCUUGGUACAUGGGGGAGUGGGUGCCUCAUUGACUCUCUUUAUGCUGGGAUGUUUGCCUCAGGCUGCUCAUGUGCUCUCGCAAAAGUUGGAUGAUAUGGACCCUUUGGUGACUACCAAUUUUGGCAAGAUAAGAGGGAUUAAGAAAGAACUAAAUAAUGAGAUUUUGGGACCUGUUAUUCAGUUUCUCGGGGUUCCAUAUGCAGCCCCACCAACAGGAGAACAUCGUUUUCAGCCUCCUGAACCACCUUCUCCCUGGUCAGACGUCAAGAAUGCCACGCAAUUUGCUCCUGUGUGUCCUCAGAACAUCAUUGAUGGAAGACUGCCAGAAGUCAUGCUUCCUGUGUGGUUUACUAAUAACUUGGAUGUAGUUUCAUCAUAUGUACAAGACCAGAGUGAAGACUGCCUGUACUUAAACAUUUAUGUCCCAACUGAGGAUGUAAAAAGAAUAUCCAAGGAAUGUGCCAGAAAACCCGGCAAGAAAAUAUGUAGAAAAGGAGGUCCCCUUACAAAGAAACAGACAGAUGAUUUAGGUGAUAAUGACGGUGCUGAAGAUGAAGAUAUUCGGGACAGUGGGGGUCCCAAACCCGUGAUGGUAUACAUCCACGGUGGAUCGUACAUGGAGGGUACAGGAAAUUUAUACGAUGGCAGUGUCUUGGCAAGCUAUGGCAAUGUGAUCGUCAUCACCGUCAACUACCGACUUGGAGUGCUUGGUUUCUUGAGUACAGGGGAUCAGGCUGCAAAAGGAAACUACGGACUUCUUGAUCUCAUACAGGCUUUGAGAUGGACUAGUGAGAACAUUGGAUUCUUUGGUGGUGACCCCUUAAGAAUCACCGUUUUUGGAUCUGGCGCUGGGGGUUCAUGUGUCAAUCUGCUGACUUUAUCCCAUUAUUCUGAAGGUAACCGUUGGAGCAAUUCAACCAAAGGACUUUUUCAACGAGCAAUCGCUCAAAGUGGAACAGCCCUUUCUAGCUGGGCUGUUAGCUUCCAACCUGCAAAGUAUGCUAGAAUGCUGGCCACAAAAGUUGGCUGCAAUGUCUCAGACACAGUAGAGUUAGUGGAAUGCCUCCAGAAGAAGCCUUAUAAAGAACUCGUUGAUCAAGAUAUUCAACCAGCUCGAUACCACAUAGCCUUCGGACCUGUGAUUGAUGGAGAUGUAAUACCAGAUGAUCCUCAGAUAUUGAUGGAACAAGGAGAGUUUCUCAACUACGACAUAAUGCUAGGAGUUAACCAAGGGGAAGGAUUAAAAUUUGUGGAGAAUAUAGUAGAUAGCGAUGAUGGUAUAUCAGCUAGUGAUUUUGACUUUGCUGUUUCCAAUUUUGUUGAUAACUUAUAUGGAUACCCUGAAGGCAAGGAUGUUUUGAGAGAAACCAUUAAGUUCAUGUAUACUGACUGGGCUGAUCGUCAUAACCCGGAAACUAGAAGGAAGACAUUAUUGGCUUUGUUUACAGACCAUCAGUGGGUGGCACCAGCUGUAGCUACAGCAGAUCUUCACUCAAAUUUUGGUUCACCUACAUAUUUCUAUGCCUUUUACCAUCAUUGCCAAACAGAUCAAGUUCCAGCUUGGGCUGAUGCAGCCCAUGGAGAUGAGGUUCCCUAUGUCCUGGGAAUUCCCAUGAUUGGCCCUACAGAGUUAUUCCCUUGCAAUUUCUCCAAAAAUGAUGUGAUGCUGAGCGCAGUCGUAAUGACAUACUGGACAAAUUUUGCUAAAACUGGUGACCCAAAUCAACCAGUUCCUCAAGAUACAAAAUUCAUCCACACGAAACCCAACCGCUUUGAAGAGGUAGCCUGGACCAGAUAUUCCCAAAAAGACCAGCUUUAUCUCCACAUUGGUUUAAAGCCCAGAGUUAAAGAACAUUACAGAGCGAAUAAGGUCAACUUGUGGCUAGAGUUGGUACCUCACCUGCAUAAUCUGAAUGACAUUUCUCAGUAUACCUCGACAACAACUAAAGUGCCAUCCACGGAUAUCACUCUCAGACCUACAAGAAAAAAUUCCAUACCUGUCACGUCAGCCUUUCCGACUACCAAGCAGGAUGAUCCCAAGCAACAACCAAGUCCAUUUUCUGUGGACCAAAGGGACUACUCUACAGAGCUGAGCGUCACCAUUGCAGUGGGGGCAUCACUGCUGUUUCUGAACAUCUUGGCUUUUGCAGCCCUGUACUACAAAAAGGAUAAAAGGAGACAUGAUGUUCACCGGCGCUGCAGCCCACAGCGCACUACGACCAACGAUCUGACCCAUGCACAAGAGGAAGAAAUCAUGUCCCUGCAGGUGAAGCACACUGAUCUGGAUCAUGAAUGUGAGUCCAUCCAUCCACAUGAGGUGGUUCUGCGGACCGCCUGCCCCCCAGAUUACACACUAGCUAUGAGGCGGUCACCUGAUGAUGUUCCCCUAAUGACACCCAACACCAUCACAAUGAUUCCCAACACUAUACCAGGGAUUCAGCCCUUACACACAUUCAAUACAUUUACUGGAGGACAGAACAACACUCUGCCUCAUCCUCAUCCCCACCCCCAUUCACAUUCAACAACCAGGGUAUAGCCAGAUAAGAGAAACAAACUAUUUUUUGAUGGAUUGCAGUAAAAGGUUACUGAAGAUUCCUUGGCUUUCAACCUACAAGACUCUUAAUAUUUAAAUAAGAAGGAAUAUUAUGGUGAAUAUACAUAUCAAGAACUUUGGGGGUUUUGAAAAAAUGAAUUGUACAUAGAUAUACACAAAGCAACUUUAAAAAAAACAAAUUUCAGUUGCUUGAAGCAAUUGCUCUGAAUGAUACUUUUUCAUUCACAUUCAAGAAUUAAUUUUUUGAAGAUUUAAGUUACAUAAUGGAAGUAGGCAUGUGGAACACCAAACAGGAGCGAACUGUGUCUGAAAUAUCAAAAAUAAAAAUCAAAACA